This is a messenger RNA of Peromyscus leucopus (white-footed mouse), 5100 nucleotides long. It is a transcript of the gene Znrf2, whose product is annotated as zinc and ring finger 2. The record is from RefSeq and is a predicted model, not a curated record. The coding region runs from base 141 to 878 and encodes 245 amino acids. NCBI's taxonomy places the organism in Eukaryota, Metazoa, Chordata, Mammalia, Rodentia, Cricetidae. The transcript has 5 exons.
CGAACGGUAGCGGCCCGUCGCGGCGGCCCGGCAGCGACCGCGUCCGCACGGCCACCUGAGCGCCAGCCGCGAGCUGCGUCCAGCCCGCCUCGCUCGCUUGCUCGCUCGCUCGCUCGCUCGCGGCCCGGGGCGGCGCGGACAUGGGCGCCAAGCAGAGCGGCCCCGCCGCCAACGGCCGCACCCGCGCCUACUCGGGCUCGGACCUGCCCUCCGGCAGCGGCGGCGGUGGCGGGGCGGACGGCGCUCGGGCGGCCCGGUUCGCGGCCCCGGUGCCCGGCGCGCAGCAGCCCAGCGCCUCGGCCGGUGCAGCGACGGCGGCGGCGGCUGCUGCGGCGGCGGCGGCCUCGGUCCCGACAGCGCCCCGCAGCCGCUCGCUCGGAGGGGCGGUGGGUAGCGCGGCGGGCGGCCGAGCGGCGCAGUCGGCCUUCAGCAUCCCUGGUGGCGGCGGCGGCAGCGGCGGCGGCAGUGGCCCGUACGGCUCGCAGGACUCGGUGCACAGCAGCCCGGAGGACGGCGGCGGAGCUAGGGAUCGGGACCGGCCAGCGGGCGGGGGCCCUGGCGGGCCGCGCCUGGUGAUCGGUUCGCUCCCGGCCCACCUUUCCCCGCACUUGUUUGGAGGAUUUAAGUGCCCGGUAUGCUCAAAAUUUGUACCUUCAGAUGAAAUGGAUUUACAUCUUGUGAUGUGUUUAACAAAGCCAAGAAUAACCUAUAAUGAGGAUGUGCUGAGUAAAGAUGCUGGGGAAUGUGCAAUAUGCCUUGAGGAAUUGCAGCAGGGAGAUACCAUAGCACGACUGCCUUGCCUGUGUAUAUACCAUAAAGGCUGCAUAGAUGAAUGGUUUGAAGUAAAUAGAUCUUGUCCAGAGCACCCUUCAGAUUAAGCAUCAGAUUCCUGUGUUAUGGGUUUUCUUGUCUUUUCAAGAUGCUUGAGAAAUCUAGAAGAUUUGAAGAUCUGUCUCUGGGGGAAAAAAAAUGAAAACUGCAGGCUUCCUCAGCCAGGAACUGAGUUCUGUGACACUCGGUAAUCCAGAGAUGGACAGGAACCACAGAACUCAGGGUACCAAACUUGCAUAUAAGGGACACACAGGGAUUUUGAAAAUGCUGCACAUCCUGUACUCGUCACUGCGUAGAUGAUACUGAUAAACAUUUUGUAUUCAGACGCCAAAGUUAACUAAUUUCAAAGUUGAUUUACUUUUUAUUAAGUUCUGUAGAGCUGCUGUUUUAUUGUAUUUGUUUUAUUUGUUUGUUUUUAGUUUGGGGGCUUUUUAUUUUCCCCAACAUAAUGCUUCUGCAUUCACCUAUUCUUAACUUGAAAACCACCCAAUUUAGUUCUUACAAACUCUUCAAUGUGAAACCAAGAAAUGUAAUCAACACAGAAUAAUAUUCUAUGAAUGGAGAGUAUAAUCUCAAGUUCUUCCAUUUUUUCCCUAUGUGUGAAAAAUAGAUUUCUGGAUAGGAGAGCUAAAAUAUGUUAGUAGUUUGAAUUAAAGGUUUAAUAUUAUAAAAAUGCCAUCCAAAGAGUAAAUCAAGUUACAUAAUUACAUUUUAGCUAAUUAAAUGUAGAAGUGUCUACUGAAUUGCAGUUUCUGAAAAACAUUGUUUCUUUUGAAAUAAAACUGCGCAAUAGCUUGUUAGCAGUGACCAUCUUGCAGCUAUGCAACUUUGAAAAGUCCAGACUUGCAGGUCGUCUUGGUGCGGGGCCGCAGUGACUAUCCUGACAGGGAUCUUUUCUUCCUUUCAUAUAACUAUGUCAUUGUGCUUGGCAUUUCCAGGCAGGUUUCCCAUGUUUGGUAAAAUGUUUAGCGAGUUGUAAACUUAAUACCUUAUGAAAAGGGUGAAAUAAACACGUCUGCAGUGGGACUUGUAGUAAUUUGAGGGACAUUUUAUAUACUUUUAAAAAUCAGAAUUUAAUUGGGAUGCCAGAUUUCUAGCAACUUGCAUCUUUAGUUUUCCAGAUAAUCUGGAAGUUAGCAUUUGAUAAAUGAUUUUUAAGCAAAUAUAAAGAUUUUGUUAAUUUAUAAUUUAUUAAUGUGUUGUUACUGUAAUUGAAAAUGUUGUGGAUACUUUUAAAUUCAGUCUUUGUAGAAAGAACUGUAUUAAGCAAAAUUAUGUGAAUAAAUAUUCCCCCAAAAUACAUCUGAUGGUUAAGAAUACUGAAAGAGUUUAGCUAUGAGGACUCCAACAGUGUAUGUCUUUUUAAAAUACUGUCAGAGUAUCACUAAGUAGGUUUCACGUUUGGGUUCCUCAGGAGAAUGUCGUUUCCCUGGUCUAGUCCGGGCUGCACAGUCCUGCUUCCGGCCGAGCUGUCAGGGUGCUGAAGUAUGUGUUCCUCCGAUGCUGCUGCGCUCUCUCUCACUUGGUCCCAGCCCUAUUGCUUCUGCUUCCCCUUUUUCAAAAGGGCAAAGGGCAGGACGGGGUGGGGGUGGGAGGGGGAGUUGUCCAGAUCAUGCAAUGAACUUGCAUUGUUUUCCUGUGGUUGUAGGCUAGAUACUACUUCCCUGCAGUUACACUGUGGCCUACCUGUUGGGGACAGUGGUCAGACACAGAACCUCAGUGGGAGGGACGGCUGCCAGCUCAGCUCUGUAGCUGCUUUUUUCCUAUCCAGGUGUAGGAAGUUACUCUUCCCUCAAGGGAAAUUUUCUUACCUUAAUUUUUUGUUGUUAUUGUUAAUAUGAAAUCUCAAUCUAUUUUACUUUAUCUUUCAUUUUGUACACUUUCCUCUCCCCUCUGAUUUUCCCCAAGGAAGAACUCUUAGAAUGUGAAUAAUCACUUUGCUUUCUACUACUGGUGUAUUGUCGUGGUAAGAAUUACCUCCGCUGGCCUCUCUUCUUGGAGAGCAGCUGUGGUAAUGAAUGUUUAUAUUCCCCUGGAAGGUGACCUGCUUUGUGCCAAGCUCAACUUGUUGGACGUCUCAGCCUAAGUUUGCCCUUCCUUCACAUGUCCUCCAGCGCUCUUGAUGGCUUCUCUGCUGUGGCUGCUGCCUCCAAGCUCCUGCGGUAUUAGAGGCCAGUACUGCUGUGUCCAGGACACCGGCAGGCUGUGCCUGUCUGGACAGUAUUUGCUGAACUCCAUUAAAACAACCUUUUUUUCCUCCCUCAGAUUUUAUAAAGUUGGCAUUUUUACUUUAAAUUCUGUCUGUAAUGAUUUCCUAUAAAGAAUAAUUUAGAAAUAGAAGAAAGGAGAUGUUCCAGUUUCUGUUCAAAGUUACUAUUCUGGGAAUGUUCUACAACUGAUAGUUUAAAACACUGUUUAUAAUAUUUAUCAGUCUGUAUUCAGACACUGAGUAGCAUCAGUCAUAAAGUUAUAUUAGUUAUUUGAAUGUUCAGCUGAAACUACUGACAGUAACUACGACAGAGACGGGAUCACAGUGGGUCCUCACCUACCCAGCCAGCCAUCACCCGCUAGGAUCCUCCCUCGUAAAUGCUCUCAGAUAAGGUCGGUCACGAGUAUGUGCAGAAGAAGGAGGUACAUGCUUGAAUUUCUCUAAUGCUGCUCUGUCCAUCAUGAACUUUCUGCCAAUUUUUAUUCUUUCAUCUGGCUGUUUAUUUCCUCUUUACCAGGAUAUUUAAGAGAAGCACUAUUCUCUUUAGAAAACCAAUUCUUUCUUUGAUUCCUCUCUAGAGAAAUAGACAAUGAUUUUCAAACCUAGUUAUAAAUCAGACUGUACGAUUGUUUUAAGAAGAAUUUCUGUGACUAAAAUAAGCAGUGGUCUCUCACUGACUUGGUGUGUGUGACAGAAACCACAGUGGUCAACUCAGGUUGACUGUGGGAGUGUAUAGGCCUGGGCUUCCCAGUGCAAGUCUUCUGCAUUCUUAAAUGUUCCAUAAUUACUCUGGUUUUCACCCGUGUAGACACUAGGGUGUAGCCCAGAAUAACCAAGGACAAUCCUCAGCAUAGCUGCAGCACAUACAGCAAAGCUGUUUCCACCUGAAUGAAUUGUCCGAGAUGGCAAGCCUUUCCAGACCUUAUCUCAGACUGGGGUUCUAAGUCUGGGUGUGGUGAGGUUUCAGAGCACUCAUUGCCACAAGGUCCAGGCUGGCCUGGGUUGUUCUAGGCUAGCCUGUCUCAAAAAAAACAAAAACAAAAACAAAAGCAAUCAUUUUAAUAUGUUACAGCAAGACAUAGGCAUAUUCCUCUCAGUGAGAAGGAUCAUGAAUUCAGUGUAAAUAGGAACUACUUUUCUGUACUGACUUGAGUUAGGUGAGGGGAUUUCCCCAACAGUAAGCUAAUGGUGAGCAAAGCAUGAAACUCAAAAUUCGAGAAUAGUUGUGUUUGUAAUCUGACUUUAUAUUGACCAUAUGACUCAGACAGCCUUAUGCUUCACAAAGGAGGUUUCCAUCUAAACCAACGCAGAUCGUCCGGGACAUACAAAAUGACUUAGAGGCAAAUGACGCUGUUGUCAUCAAUGUCCUUUGCUGCUGGUGGGUGCUCUGGUGCAUUCGGCCAUUUUCUGUGGGUUUGGUUUACCCUGGUGUAAACUAGGUAUUCACUGACAGAGAGGAAACGUGAAAUGUCCCUUGUUACUCACUGUACAGAUAAUUUAACUUGACUUAAAAAGAAUAGUAUGUCAGUGCUUUGGAGCCCAUUCUCCUAUUUUUCCUAAAAUCUGUAAUUUAGUAUUUUCUUAGCUGUGGUGUGACUGUAGUUUCCUGUUUCACUGUCUGCUCCUCCUUCCCACAUCUGCUGCUGAGUCUGACUGGCUGCUGCUUACUGUACUCCUGGUGGUGAUUCACAUUCUGAAAUCAUUAAGAAAACAGUUUUGGUGAGACUGUACCCAGUACUUUAUACCAUAUUCUCUAAAUGUUGUGCUUAAGCUAGGAAACGGAAUUUUUUUUUAUUAGAGUUCUGUCUUAAAUGGGAAAUACCUGAUCUCCUAAGCUUGUUGACUUUCUGUGAGAAAUAAAAGGCCUUGAACACCAGAAAUGUUAAUAUUUAGUUUACUAUGCACAGUCAUUGUCCUCACAGUUAUGUCAUAACUCUUCUUCGUUUUUUGACCAGUGGCUGAAUAUAAGGUAGUUUGUUGUUUUGUUUUGGUCUCUUUGUUUAUGGAGAAGCAAAGAGAAGUUGAUAUGAAUUAACAUCCCCACACCAAAAAAAAAAAAA